ACUGCGCUACUCGUAUGGCGGACUCUCUUCUUAACAACUCCUGGCCCUCCUUCUCCAAACUCUGGAUGAAGAGAUGGUCCUUCAAAAGAGCAUCAGAGUGCAAGCCAUGUCAGUCCUGUGGGCCUCCCAGUGCCCAGAUUUGUGUCCAGCCUCAUGCUCCCAGUGAGACAGGAUCUUCCUCCUCACUAUCCCCUGCCUCUAUCUCUGAGGAUGUCUUCUUCGGUAGUACCAAUAAAGACCAGGAUGCGUGUUCAGUAGUCAGCGACUACGACUGCCCCUGUGUGGAGGUGAGCAGCAGUGUGGAGGACCUACUGGGCCUAAGCUCUUCUCUCAAAGACUCGGAGUACUUUAAAGACCUGCAGGGAGAGAUAGCGCCUUCCACAGUAACCACAGUCCCAGAGAGCAAAACCCUAAAUGUUGGCCCACAGGUGUCCCUAAACACAGACAGUGCUGCCAUCAACCAGCCUGCACAGACUUCUUUGAGCACACUCUCCCCUCAGGACAAUGCGCUAUCUUCCCUUUAUUAUAUACACCCUGCAGAAGAACUUCAUCAAAACUUUGUGGUCACUCAGCUAAGUCCGAAGUUAUUGCCAGGUUGUACCAUUGACCGCGGUAACUCCUCCGGCCCUGCUGUAGGGCUUAGCUUGACAAUUAAUCUGAAUGGACUGUUGGGGUCAAUGGAAACAGCAAAAGGAAUAACAGGACCAGAGGAAGUAAAGGAGCAACCCACUAUGGAUUUUGAUGGAGAAUCAGACAUGGACAGCGUUCCUAUUUUAGUCAGAUCCAUGUCAACGUCUCGGAGGCACAGCUGGGGUGUCCCUUUGUCCCCCAUCAACCUGGGGAGGAGACUGAGUCUGGAUGCCAUGGCCAUGGACAGCGAUGGGGAGGGAGAGGAUGACGAGGAGGGACAGAAAUGUCUCUUCCAGUCGACCCAGCAGACCUACAGCUGCACAGCAUGUCCUGGAGAGAAGACAGAUGACUCCAGGCUGACGGUCCCCUGUCCAAGAGCCAGGGUCACAAGCAUGGCUGGUAAUAGCAGGCAUCUGUACUCCCGCUCAGAGAUCCUCGCCACAGACGAAUGUUCCCGCGCUGCACACAUUUCUCGUGUUGUGCAGACAUCCAAACAGGCCGCAAGGGCAGCAGGAGCAGAGGAGUUUGACCCUGAAGAAAACUUACAUUCUACUGAAGGACAUAUGCUGAUGGUACAGAAAGUUCUGCAGGAGCUAAAGCUGUACCAUGGAGCGAAGCAGAGGAACAACAGACCAGACUCCAAAGUUUCAGGAAAUGUCACUUGGUACGAGUUCCUCAAUAAUGAGAAUGAUGAAGAGGAGGAUCGUACAGAGAAGGUGGAGAAAGGCACCAAGGUGAAGAGGACUCUAAGCUCUCUAAGGAACAGGGUGACCGGCUCCUUCAAUAAAGAUAAGGGUAAGAACCGAGAAAAAGAGCAGCAGAAAGAGAGGGGGAAGGAGAAGGAGCGGGAGGCAAAAGAGAAAGUGUGUGACAGCAGAAGCAGCAACAAUCACUAUUUGAUGCCAUGCGCUUUCUCCAGCUGUGCCACCUGCUCACUGUGCAGCAAGACCCUGCAGAGGAAGCAUGGCCUGCAGUGCAUGAAUUGUGCUGUGAACGUUCACAAGAGCUGCAAGUCUCUGCUGGGGGAGUGCACCAGCAGCAGGAAUAAGAGAGAUUUUCCACCGAGGACCGGCUCUUCGGGAUCUCCUAAUCUUGCGCUAAAAGACCGGGACAGAGAGCGGGAGCACUCGGGCCCAUCACAGGCCCUGGAUGGCCACCCAGGUUUUCACAGCACCCCAGGCAUGACUAUAAGUCCGUGGGGACCUAGCACUCAGUACACCAGCUCCACCACAGCCUCCAGCCUUGGCCACAGCUUCCGUCACCGCAACAGCUUAGGAUCCCUCCCUGGGGAGAUGGAUGAGACAGAUGCUCUCCGCUCCAAACGCUGCAACGAAGACGCAAUUUCCCUUGCUCCCUCCACCACCGAGUCCAUCAUCGUUGAAGAUGCUCACUAUGCAGCAGUGCGGGCUGAUCUGGAGUCUGAUGCCCAGGACCUGGAGGCAGAGUCAUGGAGUUUGGCAGUUGACCAGCAGUUUGUGAAGAAGCACUCUAAAGAAAUGGUGAAGAGACAAGAUGUGAUAUAUGAGCUGAUGCAGACGGAGAUGCAUCAUGUGCGAACACUGAAGAUCAUGCUGCGUGUGUACGUCCGUGAGUUGAAGGAGAACCUCCAGAUGGACUCAGGCAAGCUGGACUGCCUGUUCCCCCGCUUGGAAAACCUCCUCGAGCUUCACACACAUUUCCUGUCUCGUCUCAAAGAGCGACAGCGAGAAAACCUUGUUUCACCCAAUGACAGGAACUACGCAAUCAACAGAUUGUCAGACAUUCUGAUCACACAGUUCUCAGGUGAAAUAGGAGAGAGGAUGAAGGACAGCUAUGGAGAUUUCUGCAGUCACCACACGGAGGCUGUCAGCUACUACAAAGAACAGCUACAAAACAACAAAAAGUUCCAAAACAUCAUACGGAGAAUCAACAACCUGUCCAUUGUGCGGAGGUUAGGAGUAACUGAGUGUAUUCUGUUGGUGACGCAGCGCAUUACCAAGUACCCAGUACUAGUGGAGCGCAUUGUGCAAAACACUGAAGUUGGUUCAGAGGAGCACGAGGAUCUGACUCGGGCACUGGGUCUUAUUAAAGACACCAUCGUUCAGGUUGACGCGCUAGUUAAUCUCCAUGAAAAGAACUCUCGACUCCGAGAAAUACACAACAAGAUGGAGCCAAAGGCACUGGGAAAAAUCAAAGAUGGCAGAGUGUUUCGCAGAGAGGACCUGGUGCAGGGCCGGAGGCGACUGCUGCAUGAGGGCACAGUCAACUGGAAAGCUGCUUCUGGCAGGCUCAAAGAUAUUCUUGCAGUGCUCCUGUCAGAUGUGUUGCUCUUGCUACAAGAGAAGGAUCAGCGAUAUGUGUUUGCUACAGUGGAUAACAAGCCGUCAGUGAUCUCUCUUCAGAAGCUGAUUGUCAGGGAAGUGGCCCAUGAGGAGAAAGCCAUGUUUCUUAUUUGUGCCUCGUCCAAUGAGCCCGAGAUGUACGAGAUCCACACCAACUCCAAGGAGGAGCGAAACACUUGGAUGACACACAUACGGCAAACUGUUGAGAGUCGUCCUCAUACAGAAGAGAGGCUGUUCAGUGAGGAGGAAGAGGCCCGAGCCUUCAGACUCAAAGAAUUUCAAGAACGGCUGAGCCAGAAGGAUGCAGUGGUCACCCAGGCUCUUACUGAGAAGCUGCAGCUGUUUGCGGACAUGGCAGAGUCCGUGGCAGGUCUAGAGGACACAGCUUCACGCUCCAGACUUCUGCUUCGAGGAGACGCCUCAGACCUCCAGCAGGGGGAGUCCCUGCUUAAAGGAGCUAUCACUGAGGUGGAGAACCUGCAGAACCUGCUGCAGUCUGGAGUGAGGGACGAGGCUCCAACCUCACGGCUGGAGGAAGGGAACGGCUCUGGGGUUCUGCCCAGGCGAGCAGAUACCUUUGGUGGCUAUGACAGCAGCCCCACCAUCCUCAGUAAGAAUGGCAGUGUGAAGAAAAACUUUUCUGGCGAGUGUAGAAACCGAGACAGAAGCCAGAGAGCCAGCUCUGACCCUCUGCUCAAAGACCUCUGUGGCAGCCACACCCUGGAGCAGACGGUUGAUGAGUGCUCUCCUGCCAGAUGGAACCGCAUCUGGUCCACCUCCUUCCCAGAGGCUGAGUUCUUUGACAGAGUGCUGAUGCUCUCCCAAAGGCUCUAUAGUCUACAGGCCAUCAUAUCACAGCAGGACAGUCACAUUGAGCUGCAGCGGGCCUCGUUGACGGAGCGGGCCUCCCUGCCCGGCCGCCACAGAGGGAACGUGCUCUUGGAGCAGGAGAAACAGCGGACCCUGGCCCUGCAGAGAGAAGAGCUGGCCAGCUUCCACAAGCUGCAGUCUCAGCACCGGCAGGAGCAGCAGCGCUGGGAGAAGGAGAGGGAGAGGCACCGGCAGCAAGUCGAGGCCACUGAAGCCAGGCUCCGACAAAGGGAGGAGGAGUGUAGACGGCUGGAGAUGCAUUUGACAGAAGAGAGGAAGGAGCUGGAGAGUCAGAGGGAGACGUACCAGCAGGACCUGGAGAGGCUAAGGGAGUCCACCAGAGCUGUGGAGAAAGAAAAGGAACGCCUGGAGCAUCAGAAGAAGAUCAAGAGGAAGACUAUUGAGGUGGCUCCUCUGUCUGGCAGUCUGAACGGGGAGCUCCUCAUGUCCUCUGGCCUCAACACCUCCCCCAGUGUCUCGGACCUGCCCCUCCCUCAGAAGCCCCUGGUGCGCACCAGCCUGUCUGUUGCACCAGCCGACUAUCAAGAGCGCCCUGAAGUGAUGUUGCGGCGGGAGGCGAGCUCUUCCACCCUGCCGCUGAAGACAGAGGUGCCCCUUCAUCUCUUCAGCACCACCAACCAGCAGCACAAACUGGUGGGGGUGCAGCAGCAGAUCCCCACAAAGCUGGCCGCCUUUAGCAGCGGCAAAGGGAAAGGAGGCAAGAUUGGCAAAGCCUCACAUCGCACUGACAGCACUGCCUCGGUGGAUAUGAAACAGAUGCUGCCGCUGAAGCUGUCUGCCCGAGACGACAACCCCCUCAAGGCCAAGCGUUCCAUUAGCCCCCACCAGCAGCUCCCGCUGUCAGCCCCUCCUCAGUCUCUUCCCCUGCAACACCACCCAGAUCAAUUCAGUCCUCCAGACAAUGCUGGUCCAGACACCCAGCCCACCUCCUCCAUCAGCAUCUCCCACCCUUCAAAUGUUCUGAAGCCCCCCAUGCCUCCUGCACAGUCCCAUCCUCAGCCCUCCAUCCAGCCUCCAACCAUCCCUCCCCACUCACAGAGCACUGGCUCCCUCCAGUUCCAGCCCCAUCUGCAGCCGCAGGGCCUCAGUCCCAACGCCCAGGCCCACGUCCAGGUAAAUGUUCACGGGCUCAGCCACAGCCACAGCAUGCCGCCACCUUACAAGAUUGCCACAGAAGACCUCAAUAAGGAGGACGUCAUCUUCUUCUAAAGUCCAGUCUGCUGCCCCAGAUCAACCACUGUUUGCAACAACAACAAAAAAGAGAAGAAUUAUGGGAUGGUUGGUGGUCCCAAAUCAACCAUGUUUCCCAUUCCAAGGAGCCGCUUGCAUGCUAUAAUGUGAUGCUGAUGGUGUGUUUAGUGUGGGCAGGUGUAGUGUUAUUGAGGAUUGAUAAGGUAAGAUGGUUUAAAUAUCUGUACAAAGAUACAGCAAUCCAUAACGGAGCACUUCAGUGGCUCAAGAAUGAUGACAUUUCUAUUUUAACACUGCUACUCCAUCUUUGUUUUUAAGAUGCCACAGUUUCUUUUUAUUUAAUUUUUUGUUUCCUUUUAAAGUUAAUUUUAAAGGCUCAAAUGAAGUUAAACUAAUCCAAAGACGUUAGCCGCGAGAGCUGAAGGGGAUUUCACAAUGUGAAAGAAAACCGGUCGGUCAGGCUGGUUAGUGAAGUGUGCAAAAGUGAAAGGUGCUGCGAUGGCGCCCUGGCCUUAACCAUCUGCUUCUACUGGACCUAGAACCACAAGAAAUGAUUUAACAGGAACUCUGAAAUGAUCUUAAUACAGGAACACUUUCAUUUGCACAGUGUAAAUACUCAAUUCCAGACUAAUGAAUGAACUUUUACGGACUAAAUGUGAAUUGUUUGGGUGUUGUCAAAAUUGUGAAGGUUCAUUUUGUUAUCGUUCUUAACCAUGCUUAUUACAGAAGGCUGAACUGUGGAAUACACGUUUAGUGUGUUGCCACUGGUUGUGAAUCCUACAUUUUUUUUGUUCAUGCUGUUGUGUAAUGAUGCUUCAUUUCAAUUAAGGGAGAGUUCAGCUUGUAGCAAAUUCUACUGUUUUUCCAAAUUGUGCCGAGUGAAACAAACUCAGGGAUGCCUUUAUUAUGUCUGCACAGUUUGAUGUUAUGUGAGAUUGGUCUACUUUAGGCCUUAAUUGCAUUUCUUAGCUGUAGCUCUUCUCAAACUUGGGUUUUACAAUGAACUCAUGUACUUUUUCUUGCAGAAUUAAUUUUUAAAAACACCAUUUCACAAGAACAUUAAGUUGCAUUGCUAAUUGAUGAAAUAUCCCUUCUUUAAUACAGACAAUUGUACAUUUUAUUAUGUAUUUUAAUUAGCCUUCAAGUCUAUAGAUUUCCCAAACUUUUGGCAGAGCUGCUGUUGACCCCGUAGACAUCCAGGAAACUAAAUGUUGCAUCAUUCAGAAUACUGUACCCUGUAGACAUCAAAAAGGCCUUACUGAGUUUGUUACAUUGCACAAAAACUAUCCCUUUAAGAGAAACAUCUUUGAAAAACACAUCUGUUGCCAUUUUAGUGGAACCAGAGUUUACCAUACAAUUCAUGACAUUUUAUGCUGCAUGUUGUUUUAAGGGCAAAAUUUACUUUUUAACUGCUCCGGGCAGGGAAAAGAGAAAAUUUGGGGUUACAGGCUCCAUCAUCAUACUAAUAGAAAAUGUAAAGGAAAGCCUCUGUGUUAUUCCGAAGUGUAAACAGCUAAGUCACAUAAUGACCGAAAGCCUAAAUGUGCAUACUGGAGCACGGUGUUAACACUGUUUUAUAUCUCUCAGUCUUAGUUAUUCUGAAGUGGCUUUACUCAUAUGGUGCAUCAUUUUCCUAAUACACAUUCUUCCUCAUAUGUGGUGUGAACAUGUAAUGAGUCUUCUAGAGACUUGCAGGACACGUGGCCAGAAAAUUGAGGCAAAGUAAAGUUUAUACAUUCGGUCCUAAUUUUUCAAGAAGUCGAAAGAAAUUAAAGGUUUGUGUGAUUGACAAGAUAUGUUUUUGAAAGCUGUGCCUGACAGAAAAGUGGUACUGGGAUCGGGUGGAGGGGUCCGGUAGCAAAAACGACUAUCGGCUAAAAUUUCAGUCUUUAUCUUUCUUCACAGAAGAAAUAUGGAGAUGUCCAUAUUCGUGUUCAGUCCCUGUGUAUAUAUGUGACAACCCUUUGAUUCAUUAAGUAAUCGACACAUUAAUGAGUUUUGUGUCUCUGUAGGGGAAAGAUGUCUGAAGAGCUUUUUGUCCUAGUCCAAGUAAGCUUGUCUCUGAGCUGUGAUCGCUAGCUGCAGUUUGAGCAGGUUUUCUGAGUCUUAUGUAUAUUAUGUAUAUUGUUGUACAUACUGUAUGUGUUAUCUUCUGCACCGGCUGCCCUCUUACGCAUUCUUGUAUUAGAAACAGAGAUAUUUGAUGUGCAUCGAGAUGCAAAAGUCAGCCAAAAGUCUGUUUGUGCAUAUGUGAACAUAUACUUAAAAUACACACAUACUGUGUGUGUACAAUACGGUACGCCUUGCUUGGAUAGACUCGUGGCAGUUUGAUUAAAACCACAAUCGGUCGUCGCUGUUGUUUUUAAAUGAACUGAAAAUGAAGGUGUGCAUAUUUAAUCUCCUGAUGUGUGUUGAUGUUGUAGCAUUGAAGUUGAGGUGCGCUGUCUGUCGUCUUUGUCCUGCGAUUCACGAGUGAUGUUUCACCAAGAUUAUGUAGCAGUUGUAAAAACAAAAUCAUCUGCUUGCUUCAGUUGGUUAAACCAAAGACACAUUCGGCUGACUGAGUUCCUGUCUGUGCUCUUGUAUGAAGGAUAAACGACACUGCGCUCGUUGUGUGGUCGUCCACAAAGUCUUACUACUUAUAAAAGCAUGUGUUUACAACACAUUGCAGUCCAGCUCAUAUCCUGCUUCAGGUCUCAUUUUGGGGUUUUCUGUUUGUUUUUGUUUUCCAUCCUCAUGUCCAGAUCACAAAUAUCUCUUUAUACACAUAUAAUUACCUUAAAACCAGAGCACACAAACAAUAAAUCAAAUGGGGUGUUGAAGUUCCCCAGUAUUCUGGCAUACCAUAGCAUCUGAUGUUUUCAUUAUCAGGAUAUGAGCUCAUCUGAUCCAGUUGUAGAAGAUAUUGCAUUUACUGUAUAUACACCAUCUCUUAAACACCACAACAAUGUGAUAUCAAUGUGCCUGUGAACAUACUUGGUAUAACCAAUAAAUAUACCAACCAAUAAAAAUGUAAAUAUUUUUUUCUGACCUUGACAAAACAAUCCUAACUUACAGCCCACUUACAAGCUUUUUUUUUUUUUUUUUGUCCAGAGCUUUCAACCAUAUCGCACUGUCUUCAUCAGUGUAGUUGAGCCAAUGCUUGACUUAAAGGCCAACACGGACGAGAAGUUAGUGGAGCUUGAAUCGGGAUUGUUUUGUCAGACUAAUUUCUCAAGAAUAAAAAUGACCUUUCAUGCUUGACUUUUCAAGACAUUCCCAUGUCAGUCCACAUCCUGUAUUUUCAAGUGUCUCCUGUAAUUCGGAGUGAGAGAUGUUGGGCAGUAAGUGACAGUUGGUGUAAGAGUACUUCGGUUCUGCUCCAGGUAGUUUACUUGACUUUUAGUGAACCUCAACAGAAGUGGUGGAUGCUGCCUUGUUGCUGCCACUGUUUGGAUCAACUAAAGUCUUAAAUGUUCUUUUGCUGUACUGAAAUGCUUAACCUCUUUGCUCUGUUUUUGUGUGUGUGUGUGUGUGUGUGUGUGUGUGUGUGUGUGUGUGUGCCACCAAAAACAGAAACAUUUCUAACCGACUUGGUUCCAGCGUGUUUUUCUUUUAUACACUCACUCAUUCGGCAUAUUGGACCUGUAAUGUGUAAAUAAUCAUGAACAUAUUUUAUUUCCUCUGCCAAUUUUACACUAGUCACUUUGGAUAGUAGCAUACUUGAAGGGGAAAAUGAAUGUUUAUAAUGCUCUUUAUUGUCUGUGAACUUUUAUUUACCAAGAGCUGUCUAAUGACGUGUGUAGCACACAGCAAAACAGAUUUUUGUACCGUUUUAUUUUAUUCACUGCGAGACAUUAGGUUAGAACGACCUGUGGACACAAACUGCUGCCUUAGAGAGAGAGUAGUAAUAAAUGAAUGAAAUGA
This is a messenger RNA of Perca flavescens (yellow perch), 8939 nucleotides long. RefSeq names its product rho/rac guanine nucleotide exchange factor (GEF) 18b (gene arhgef18b). The record is from RefSeq and is a predicted model, not a curated record. The coding region runs from base 15 to 5051 and encodes 1678 amino acids. Gene Ontology annotation, molecular function: guanyl-nucleotide exchange factor activity. The transcript has 32 exons. NCBI's taxonomy places the organism in Eukaryota, Metazoa, Chordata, Actinopteri, Perciformes, Percidae.